AUGGAUCGCGGAACAUCAGCAGUGCCGCCGCCAAGUACAUAUCAACUUCAAAUAGACCCAAAUAUCACGUAUAACACCGUCAAUCGUCCGUUUGAAGAUUUACCGGAAAAUUUCCUCGAUACCAUCAGCCCUCAGAACCAAGGAUCCACACCACAAGAAAGCCCCCAGCUUGCGCCAUUGGCGCCGAUGAGUCUUGGGUCAAAUGAAAGGUAA
This is a messenger RNA of Gongylonema pulchrum, 213 nucleotides long. The record is from the annotation of a GenBank genome assembly. NCBI's taxonomy places the organism in Eukaryota, Metazoa, Nematoda, Chromadorea, Rhabditida, Gongylonematidae.